AUGUCGCCCUUUGAGAUUUCCCGAGCACUGAGCCAGAAGUGGCCCUGUCGCGAGCUCCAAACCAGACAGCUUGCCAGCCUCCUUGGGCCAAAAACAUCUAGUCCACCGACAGUGGUCGUCCACGGUAUCGCCGCAACGUGCAAGUCGACCAUUGUGCGCGCCGUCCUCUCCGCCCUUGAAGUGCCGCACGCCAUUGUGCGCAGCCCCGAGUGCAUCACCGGCCGCCACCUCCUGACCAAGAUCCUGUGGGCGACCCUCGAAGCGCUGGGUAAGCAGGGCGAAUGGGAAAAAUUCGGCAAGGGGCGCUGCGAGCAUGUCAGCAUGCUGGCGGUGCUCCUGGCGGAGUGUCUGGGCGUGACGUCGGGGAAGCCCGUGAGCAAGUUCAUCCUCGUGCUGGAUGGGAUUGAUAAGCAGCGCGAGGCGCCGCAUACGCUGUUGUCGGCGCUGUCGCGGCUGGGUGAAGUGAUUCCGUGUCUCUCGGUUGUGCUGAUUCUGAGCUCGACACCCCGGCCGCUGUUUCUGCAGGCGGCUGGCGUGCCGCAUAUCAGCUUUCCGCCGUAUACGCGCAAGGAGGCGAUUACGGUGAUUCUGGGGGGAGGGCCGCCGGCGAUGGAGGGUUUGCCGGAAGACGUCUCGAUGAGGUUGUAUGCGCCCUUUGUGUCGGCGGUCUACGACUCAUUGGUUGGGCCGACGGCGAGCUCGAUUCCUACCUUUCGGUCUAUUUGCGAGAAGCUUUGGCCUCGGUUUGUGUCGCCUAUUGUUCUUGGGGAGCGGCCGCCGGGAGGCAGCGAGGAAUGGGAUUUCUCUCGGCUGCUGGUGAAGAAUCGCUCGUUGUUUCGCCGCCAGGGCGAAGAAGCUCUUGUACAUCACAUUGUCACGGAAGAAGCCACUCCCUUGGCUAAUGGCACGAUCUCCAAGCCAUCCCUGGCCGCCGUGUCUGCGCCUUCGCCGCUUCCAUCCCUGCCGUACCUCCCCACCCUCAUCCUGACCUCUGCAUACCUCGCUUCUCACACGCCGCAACGACUGGACACGAUUUUCUUUUCGAAGUUCUCCUCGUCGUCGCUGUCUGCGCGAAACAAGCGCGCGCACCAUCGCCGACGUCUGAAGCUUCUCUCGCAGGCCAAAGCGGCCGACAGCCGCGCCGCAAACCACGCCAGUAACGACGCUGGCAAACGCACAAAGACGCGAAUCACGAAAACCACGCUGGAAUCAGCAUUCGCAACAUCCUCGGCCACGACUUCUGCGGCGAGUAGCGGCAGCGUCGGCAUCACCGGCCCAUCCACUAUCCUCACAGCCCGGCCGUUCCCCCUCGAGCGUUUAAUUGCCAUCUAUCACGCGAUUGACCCAAACCCGCCCGCCAAUCCCGUGCACCAAGCUGCGGUGGCUGAUGCAAUAUAUGCGGAGCUUGCUACGCUGCGCCGUCUGCGGCUUGUUGUGCCGGCUGCUGGUCGCGACAGUGGCGGUCGUAUGGGACUAGGAUCGGGCGGGUUGAGUAGUGGGAAUACCACGUCUGACGCGGGAGAAAAGUGGUGUGUUAAUGUGUCUGGCGACUGGAUUGGAGAGUUGGCCAAGGGUAUCGGCGUUGAGGUUGGGGAAUGGCUCGCCGGUGGAUUGGACUAG
Molecule: messenger RNA, 1620 nt
Organism: Aspergillus terreus NIH2624
Lineage: Eukaryota; Fungi; Ascomycota; Eurotiomycetes; Eurotiales; Aspergillaceae
Product: origin of replication complex subunit 5 family protein
Exons: 3
Coding region: 1-1620 (539 amino acids)
Biological process (GO): DNA replication; DNA replication initiation
Cellular component (GO): nucleus; nuclear origin of replication recognition complex
Molecular function (GO): DNA replication origin binding
Source: RefSeq, a predicted model, not a curated record